Messenger RNA from Paramecium octaurelia, 2002 nucleotides. The record is from the annotation of a GenBank genome assembly. NCBI's taxonomy places the organism in Eukaryota, Ciliophora, Oligohymenophorea, Peniculida, Parameciidae.
AUGAAUUGCCAAAAAGAGUAGGCUGAAGAUUUUUAUGGUGUUUUGGCUUUAUCUAUAGAGUUUGAUGAAGUAGUAUUAUAGAUUCUUCUGAAAAUAUUCAAAAGAGAGAAAAUCUAAGAUUGUCUGGAAUUUCUCUCAUAAGAUUAAAUUCAAAAGCAAGUCGAAUAAGAAAUAUUAUAGUUAGAAAAUUCAUCACUAUUGAGUAAGGAUUAGAUGCUCUAAGUUGGAAAGAAAAACAUUAAGAAAAUAACAGAUACUCUCAAAAAAAUUAAGGGUCAUGAUUAUAAUAAACAAACUUAUUCGUUAGAAGACUAUGAAGAAAUUUAAAAGGAAUUGAUCAUAAAAAUAUCAUGGGAGAAGAAGAUCAUUGUCUUUCUAAAAUUUUUAGUUCAUCUUACAGCCUUAGAUGAGAGAUAUAUAUAGUGUGGAUCAAAUUCUUUUCAUUUAUUAGUUUAAAUGAAGGUUGAUUUGAAGGAAUAAUGUUUUGAGAAUAUUAGAAUUAGAAAUACUUCCUUAAUAGGAGCAAAUUUAGUAAGAUGCGACUUAAGUGGAUCUGAAUUUGAAAAUAUCAUUAUUAGCGGAAUGAAUUUGAAUUAAGCAAAAUUAUUUAAUUGUAAGUGGAGAAAUAUUGGUAUACAAGAGUAAAUUAUGUUAUAUAGUCAUUUUGAUUAGGUCAAUUAAGUUUGUUUUUCUCCAAAUGGUAAGUUCUUAGCUUCUUGUAGUGUUGAUAAUUCAAUUAAGUUGUGGGAUUUUAAAACAGGAAAAAUAAAGUCUAUAUUAUAAGGAGAGAGUGAGAUAAAAUCAGUAUGUUUCUCUAAAAAUAGUACUGUAUUGGCUUCAUGUUGUGGAACAUUUUUGUAUUUAUGGAAUCUAAAAUCAGGAAAAUAAAUAUCUAAAUUAAUUGGUCAUAUGGAUGAUAUAAAUACUGCCUGUUUCUCUCCUAAUGGUACUAAAUUAGCUUCUUGCAGUGAUGAUACCUCUAUCCGUUUAUGGAAUGCUAAGACUGGCUAAUAAUAGUUAAAAUUAGAAGGUCAUGAAGAUUAUGUAAAUGUAGUUUGUUUCUCUCCUGAUGGUACUACAUUAGCCUCUGGUAGCGAUGAUAACUCUAUUUGUUUAUGGGAUGUUAGGAUGGGAUAAUAAAAAGCCAAAUUAGAUGGUCAUUCAAGUUGUGUUAAUUCUCUCUGUUACUCUCCAGAUGGCACUACAUUAGUCUCUGGUAGUUCUGAUGACUCUAUCCGUCUAUGGAAUGUAAAGACAGGAUAAUAAAAGUAAGAAUUAAAAGGUCAUGAAGGUGGUGUUAAAACAGUUUGUUUUUCUCCUGAUGGUAUUACAUUAGCAUCUGGUAGUGAUGAUAACUCUAUUCAUUUAUGGGAUGUUAGGAUGGGAUAAUAAAAAGCUAAAUUAGAUGGUCAUUAAUACUAGGUUAAUACAGUCUGCUUCUCUCCUGAUGGUUCUACAUUAGCAUCUUGUAGCGAUGAUAAGUCUAUUCGUUUAUGGGAUGUUAAGAAAGGAUAAUAAUAAGCCAAGUUAGAUGGUCAUUAAUAUUAGGUUAAUAGAGUCUGUUUUUCUCCAGAUGGUUCUACAUUAGCAUCUGGUAGUGCUGAUAGGUCUAUCCGUUUGUGGGAUGUUAGGACAGGAUAAUAAUAAGUCAAAUUAGAAGGUCAUGUAGGCUGGAUAAAUACAGUCUGCUUCUCUCCUGAUGGUACUACAUUAGCAUCUUGUAGUGAUGAUAUGUCUAUCCGUUUAUGGGAUUUAAAGACAAAAUAAUCUAUAGACAGAUUAGAGGGUCCAUCUAGUUUAUAAAAUGGUAUUUAUUAACAUUAUUCUAGUUGAUAUCGAUCGUACAAUACUCAGAAUAUGUCAAAAUCCAAUUUUGGAGGCUUAAGGUGCAUUAAUUUUGAAAGGAGAAUUUGUAAAUUAUUAAGGUGUAGAUCUAAAAUCAUUAUUCAAAUCAAAGGGAAGUUUUAUAUUAAUCAACUAUAAAGAAUUUAAGUAAAAUUGA